GGUCACAGACAUAUGUUACCGUACGAUGCUUUUUUGUAUGUAAUUUUUGUAAAUGUAAUUAAAACGUGUAAAUGUAAAAUAAAAUCAUUAAAAAACCCUAAAAUGAAUUUAAUUAAAGCUCAAAUACUGAACGGAUCAUUUAACUGACGUGGUCCAUAUCAGUGGUUUAGAUGCAGUGGAGGACAAUCAGCGUCGUACUUCAGCAGUAUUUGAGUAAAUGUACUCAGUUACAUUUCACCCGUGCAGAUUAUAUUGCAUAUAAUGAUUUUGCAGUGAUGGGAGAAUUAUUCAGAUUAUUUAAUUAAUUGGUGCUAAUUUCAGACACAGUUACUGUAUUUAAUCAUCAAUCAUUUAUUCAUCACAGUCAGAACAUUUUCUGUCACUGAUCGUUGAUGUAGAACAGAGAGAUUCAUUUGAGGACGCCACCUUCAGCUCUGCGAAGAAAGAAUCAAAAACCCUCGACAGAAGAAUCGAUAUUGGGAUCGAUCAUUGAUCACUGAUUGCAGCCGUGCGUCGCUGUUUCCCUCUUGUCCAUGUUGAGCCCGUCAGUCAUGAAUGUGAGCCGCAUUAGGACCCAGAGCAGAGCAGCUGUCAGUCCGUGCAGUAAAUAUAGCAGCAGUGUGUGUUGUUCGGAGCAGUUGGGGGUCAUGAGGAGACCUGAACAGACCGGAUUAGUCUGAACCCUCUGGAACGAACCGGACCGGGACCAGUCUCCUCUAAAAAGCCAGAGAGACUGAGUUCACCUGAAGAGAUCAGCUGACGGCUGCACGUGAGUCAGUGUGUCCUUGGUGUUGACAGCGCGGGUGAGGCGUUCACUGACCGCCACUUCUGUGGGUUCCCUGUAGAUUUGUUCUUUGAGAGACAGGGAUGGAUGUGACUGAUACUGAUACUGAUGUACUGCAUGUGUGAAGCUGAGGUGAGCCAGUGAUAUCAGCCACGUUGAUGUAGCAGCAGCAGAUGCUUUCAGAUAAUCCACUGACUGCAUUCAAUGGCCCACAAAUCAAAUACAGAUAUACAAUGUGAAUGUGCAGCUCCUCAGAUCUUUACAGCGACUUUCAGCUCUUUGUUCGGCUCCUCUGGUUGACUCUCACGGCUCUCAGCGUCGUCCACCUGCUCAGCAGCAAACAGCAGAGACGCAGUCAGAUGAGUAGCACAGGGUGAACACAGGGGAGCAGCUCAAGAGCCAGAGAUUUAACUCAGGAGGUGGAGGAGACCAAACACAGAGCUAAAGGGAAAUCCAACAUUAGGCCCAGUGAGCACUGGCUCGGGUACGGAAGUCUCUGAGGGUCAGUUUCGCUCCAAAACUCUGAUAAAAAGACCGUCCUCAACACUGACAUAACCACCGUGGUUGUUACUACUAUCAUGAUAAAUAAUGACAGUCCUCACUCAGAGGACAAAGCAGAGACAGGGUGGACCAGGGAUGAGGUCAGAGGUCACAUCUCGUCUCCUGUGAACACUCGGUUUCUUUUAGCCCCCACCAUCUUUCUUUAACUGUAACCCUGACCGUCAGAAAUGUCAUGUUUCUCUUUCUGACCAGGCAUCAGUCACCUGAGAGGCUCAGUGCGUGAGGAAGGAAGCCUGUGAGGGUCAGUUCGUCCACACUGUGACCAGGAUGCUGCAGCUGUGUAAGGUCACCAAAGCCCUGUUCAUCAGUAACGCCCGCUCAGCCUGCAGCGACGAGCUCAUCCAGCAGGAGGCGGUGACGCUCUGCAUCAACGUGUCCAAGCAGCAGCCGUUCCCCUCCGCCGGCGUCACCAAGCUGCAGAUCCCGGUCUACGACGACCCCAACGAGGACCUGUACAGCCACUUCGACCGCUGCGCCGACGCCAUCCAGAAGGAGGCGAACCGCGGAGGCCGCAGCGUCGUCUACUGCAAGAACGGACGCAGCCGCUCGGCCACCAUCUGCAUCGCCUACCUGAUGAAGCACCGCAGACUGACGCUGACGGACGCCCUACAGAAAGUGAAGACGGCUCGUCACGUGAUCGACCCGAACCCCGGCUUCAUGUCUCAGCUGCAGAGAUACGAACAGGAGCUGAAGAAAAGACGAGGAGAGACAGAGUCCUGAUCCUCAACCAGGAGCCCCGAUACAGUCCUAAAGGUCUCCAUGUGAAAACACAACGGGCAGGUGAACUGCUUCCUGUCCACUGCUCCAGACUGAGCCGAGUCUCUCAGUUUGUUCUCACCUAAACCCCUAAAACUUAAACAACACGAUUAAUAUUAAAGUCAGGGUUUAAACGUCUCAGUUAACCUGUAGUUUCAGAAUUAACUUCAUAUGUUGACGUGAACAAAAAAUAUAUCCUGGGAACAUUAAUUGACUGAAUUGUCAACAGAAAAUUAAUUGACAGCUGCUUUGAUUAUCGAUUGAUGGUUCGAAUGAUCAUUAUCACUGGUUCCAGCUUCUGAAAAGUGAGAAUUUGAUGCUUUCUUUGGCUCAUAAAUAACAAAUGAAAUAGAAUAUCUUUAGGUUUGGACGGUUGGUUGAAAAAAAAAAGCUACUGUGUUGAGCUGUAGAUUAGAAUAUUUUUCGCUAUUUUCUGACAUUUAUUGAACAGAACAUGUGAUGGUAAAAUAUUUAGACUUUGUACAGUCAAAUGUAGACCAGCAGAUAGAAAGUAGGUUAAACAGCAAACAGUAGUUUAGAUGACCUGACAGGAAACAGUCAAAUAUCUAGAGUUACAGCUUUUUCUGCAGACCUCAGUGUGUCAGAGGUCAGAGAUAUAAAUAUUAAAGUCAUUAUAAUCUCCACAGACAUUAUAUUUAUUGCACACUGUGUCUACGCCUUCAGAGAAGCAGCUGAUUAGAUUUUCUCCAUAUUUGAGAAGGAAAAGUUGUGAAAACAGGACGUGAGGAACAGAGUCUGUCUGACCUGAAACUCCUCUGUCUAAAGCACAGACCUGAAUUCAUGUUGGUCUUCUUGGACUACGAACCCUCUCUGUGUCUCUGUAGCAGGACUGUGGCUGCACUUCCACCUUCUACCUCUAGAUGCAAGCAUUUCCAUAGAAAACGAUGCAGCACAUUAAACACAUCAGGAGUCAGGGCUCCUCUGCAGGCAGGGUGGGUUUGUAAAGAUCACUUCAUCACUUCAUCAGAUCUGAACCAUAAAGAAACUCAGGGUGUAAGAUCAGUUUCCAGCAUCAACACGUUUAAAGUUCUGACGUGUUAAGAUUUAACUCCAACAAAUAAAAGCACAUGAAGGCAGUUUGACUGAUCACAGGUCAGUUUCACCAGGACUCCUUCGCUGUUAACGGAAGUCAGAGGGAUGAUGUUAGAGUGUUCAGUCUCCUCACACAGGUGUUUCCAGCCGUCAGCUCCUCUCUCCUUCACCUGUUCACUCUCCAGAAGCCUCAGGAGAGCUCACACACUCCAACACGUUUUAACGGAGCUGUUUCUCCCUCACUUCUCAAAAUCCAGAUCAGUGCUCAGGACACCGUCUGAAAAAGAAUCUACAUAAACGAAGGUUAAAGUGAGAAUCAGAGAUCAGAGAAACAGAAAGUCUCACACUGAGUCAGAGACAGAUCAGGUUGCAUCAAAGACGUUGGUUAGACUGAUAUAAACACCAUCAAUAUCAUGACCAUACUUUAUAUAUCAUUACUCUUUCUUACCUGAGCAGAACACCUGGAAACACCUGAGGGGGGAAACAGAGGCUUCGUCAGUGAUGUGUUUAAGCUGGUCUGCAGCAUCCUUUAGGAGGUAACAGGUACUGAGUUAUCUAUCUUUAUUUCUUUUUUAAUUGUUUGUACAGUGUCUAGUUUUAGAGGUAAAAUUUUAUUCAUCUCUUUCUGAUUAAUGCUCCUAACAAGCCAUCAAAUGUCUUAAACUGUUCUGGACUAAUGCUCAGGAUAAAAGUCAUAAUGAGAUUAAGAGACACAUUAUCCUGAAGUGCAAAUAGAAAACUGUGAAAUAAACGGACAUUUUAGUGUUUAAUGAGCAGCAUAAUGUAUUCAACAGCUGAAUCUUUUAGAUGUAGAUUUUACAGAAUCAUUGGUUCAUGGUUUUAAAUGUGAGUGUGUUGUAUCACUGCUGUUUAAUGAUUCUGUGGUUUCUGUUUAAACUGAAUGACCAUGAUUUCAUUUCAUGUCUGGAACAGAUGAGAUAUUUUUCUCUCCAGAGACCUGAUGUAAACAAAGGAACACACUGUACUUGAGGAGUCUGUGUGUGUGUGUGUGUGUGUGUGUGUUUGUGAGUGUGUAAAUCUCAGGUGUGUCUUCCUCUUUUUGUGGUGCUGCCAUUUAGAGAAUCAAAAGGAAUCAUUUUAAAUGCACAGGUGACAUUAGAACAUCAGACCUCAGUAGCUGUGUUUAAAUGAGUCUGUGGUGAUAAAAAAAAUACGUUUGCUGUUGUUUUAUCGCCGUUAAAAAAAAAGAUAAAACAAAGGCCUUCAGCACAUAUGAACACAUCAGGCCUGAACAUGCUCCCUGUCCCUUUAAGACUCUGCUAAUGUACAAAUGUCUGUGAGUUUUAAUGCUUGAACAAUGAAAUAAAGACGUGUUCAUCACUGAGGAAUCA
Messenger RNA from Lates calcarifer (barramundi perch), 4506 nucleotides. RefSeq names its product dual specificity phosphatase 28 (gene dusp28). Gene Ontology annotation, cellular component: cytoplasm. The transcript is spliced from 2 exons. Gene Ontology annotation, molecular function: MAP kinase tyrosine/serine/threonine phosphatase activity. NCBI's taxonomy places the organism in Eukaryota, Metazoa, Chordata, Actinopteri, Centropomidae. The coding region runs from base 1613 to 2065 and encodes 150 amino acids. Gene Ontology annotation, biological process: protein dephosphorylation. The record is from RefSeq and is a predicted model, not a curated record.